UUCUUCUUCUUCUUCUUCUUUGCCUAUAUACAAGCAUUUCACUUGGAAAUCCAUCAUGUUUGGUUGGCGUUCAGGGACACAUAGAUUGUCCAAUGCCAUGUCUAUUGUGGAGCUUCUGGUUCAUAUGGAUUGUGAAGGAUGCGAAAAGAGAAUACGAAGAGCCAUCUCUAAAUUAUCUGGCGUUGAUCAUUUGGAUAUCGACAUGGACAAACAGAAAGUGACUGUAACUGGGUACGUGGAUCAGAGACAGGUACUAAAGGUAGUGAGAAGAACGGGAAGGAAAGCUGAGUUUUGGCCAUACCCUUAUGAUAGCGAGUACUACCCAUAUGCGGCACAGUACUUGGAUGAAUCUACAUAUACUUCAAGCUACAACUACUACAUGCAUGGUUACAACGAAAGUGUCCAUGGAUAUUUCCCAGACCCGCCUUACCCAAUACUCAUCGAUGAUCAAACUGCGCAUAUUUUCAGUGAUGAUAAUGUUCAUGCAUGCAGCAUAAUGUGAUCUGCUUGUCCAAUUAUUCAUUCUUCAGAUAUAUCCAUAGCCCGUAUACAUAAAUUAUAGUAUGUAUUUCUACAAAUACAUAUACAUGUUUGAAAAUAUUAUGAAAAAAAAAAAUGAAAGAGUUUGCUUUA
Vitis riparia (riverbank grape) is the source of this 633-nucleotide messenger RNA. RefSeq names its product heavy metal-associated isoprenylated plant protein 45. The transcript has 3 exons. The coding region runs from base 56 to 502 and encodes 148 amino acids. Lineage: Eukaryota; Viridiplantae; Streptophyta; Magnoliopsida; Vitales; Vitaceae. The record is from RefSeq and is a predicted model, not a curated record. Gene Ontology annotation, molecular function: metal ion binding.